AUGUCAACUCCAGGCCAGCAGCCAAACUGCCUUGAGUUUGGUGGAAGCUCUAAUGAACAAGGGGGCAAUUCAAAUCAAAGCUCUUCUGAUUCAUCUCAUUUAACUUCAGGAGUCCCACCUCAUUUAGAAAUUCACGCCUUACAAGGUUAUCAUCAUUUACCACUUCAACAAGCAAGAUCAAAACAAUUUAUGUUUGGUGAAAAUCAUUAUUCAUUUCACCAACCACCAUAUCCAAUGACAAAUGAAUUUAAUUUGGGACCAAAUGAUCCAAAUGCCAAUCAAUCUUCAAUAAGUCCUUCCCUUCCAAUCAAUUCAAUUAUUCCAAUGGAUCCUACUCAAUUGAAUCAUUCACAAGAAUUUCAGCAACAUUUGAACCAAUCUGUAUCACAGCAUCACCCCUUAUUUCAACAAAUGGGUCAACAGCACUUCACGCCAACUCAUCACUAUGCUAAUCCUGCAGUUUUGUUUCAACAACAGCAACAGCAACAACAACAGCAACAACAACAGCAACAUUUACAACCUAUUGCGCAAUACCCGCCAACACAACCUGGUGUAUUCACUACGUCAUUGUCAACCCUUUCUAGUGUACCUGAUCAUUUAAGUUCUUCUAGAAGAGUUAGAUUACACCAACAUUCUACUUCAACUGGAUCUAAAUCUUCACGCUCGAGCCAUUCUAGGACAUCUUCUUCCACUACAAUUCAUGAAUAUCCUGAAGUCAUCAAACCAAAGGUGGCUACCACAUUUUGGGAAGAUGCUAAAACAAUCUGUUAUCAAGUUAGAGCUAGGGGUAUUUUGGUAUCACGAAGAGAAGACAAUGACUACAUUAAUGGAACAAAACUAUUAAAUGUGAUUGGAAUGACUAGAGGUAAAAGAGAUGGAAUUUUAAAAACAGAAAAGACAAGAACGGUAGUUAAAGUUGGUUCAAUGAAUCUUAAGGGUGUAUGGAUACCUUUUGAAAGAGCCUUUGAGAUUGCAAGAAAUGAAGGGGUUGAAGAAAUUUUGUAUCCACUAUUUGUUAAAGACUUGAAAACAUAUUAUGAAACUAAGGGACAUUUGUUAAAGAGUAUAGAUUCAGAAGAAGGUUCUUCUGUAAGUGAAGAAAAAGAUGCUGAUGCUGAUGGAGAUACACCUGUGGUGGGGAGCUCAACCAUGAUAGAAGAAAAAUCUGGUCAACAAAUACUCACUUCAUCAACUGCUGGUUAUAGCAGAUCUACUAGUGAUGAUAGAAUUUAUCUAGAUUCCCUAGGGCCAUCCUCUGUAAAGGAAGAGCAAAUGUCUUAUUACUCAAGUAAUCAAACUCCUAAUCCCGAUUACAAAGGUUGAAUUAACAAUGUAAAUUGUUAAUUAAUUAAAUUUCCUUCAAAUUGGCAAAAUUUAGAUUGACUUUUAUGUUUUAUAUUAUGUGCC
Messenger RNA from Scheffersomyces amazonensis, 1407 nucleotides. It is a transcript of the gene EFH1, whose product is annotated as KilA-N domain-containing transcriptional regulator EFH1. The coding region runs from base 1 to 1323 and encodes 440 amino acids. Lineage: Eukaryota; Fungi; Ascomycota; Pichiomycetes; Serinales; Debaryomycetaceae. Gene Ontology annotation, biological process: positive regulation of transcription by RNA polymerase II. The transcript has a single exon. Gene Ontology annotation, molecular function: DNA-binding transcription factor activity; sequence-specific DNA binding. The record is from RefSeq and is a predicted model, not a curated record. Gene Ontology annotation, cellular component: nucleus.